ACAUCGCAGACAUCACAUCUUCGUUCGGCUGGGAUACACAAAUGGAUAUGUAUUUAUUUACAAAGGUUUCAUUUACUUAUUAAAUACAGUAAGAAGCCAUUCACCUGUUCAAAAAUUAUAGUUUGGGUACAAGGUUAUUAAAACAUGGUGAAACAUUUGUGUUGGAAUUUGUAAAUUGAGGGAACCGUGAUAUUUACACAGGACAAUUUUUGGCACAAAAUUAAGUAAUUGACGGCAGUCAUGGAGACGAUAAUUCCAAAAAUGGGAGACAUGAACCUCGAAGAAAUUUCGCUGCUGAGAAAGGCCAUCAUGAACCCGGUGAUCUUGGACAAAAUUUUCUCUCACCUGGAUUUCCUCACCCUGAAGAACUCGGUCCGAUCCGUGUGCACAGUUUGGGCAGAUGUGGGCGCCACCCUUAUCGGGCGGAGGGGACGCAUUGUCUUCUCCGAUUUGGGGGGAAUGACCUCCUUUAAUCCCAACCUGGCUAGGAACAUUUAUCUGAAUCUGACCUCUGCCUGCUGCUGCUGCGUCAGAAAUUGUAAAUGCCAAUCCAAAAAUCCUGCUUGCUUCAGUGUCAUCGUGAUGCCAGAAGUUUCUAAAAUUUUGGCCCGACUUGAAAUCUACACGGAUAAUGUGUACGGACCCAGACUGAAUGAAACUUGGACGGGGUACAACUUCCGGAAUAGAUUGUCCAUCCUGGUUGAGAAAUGGGGGGAUGACGACUUGAUGGGGGCGCCACGAUUUCUGCCCCUCCCAAAUUUAAGGUCGCUCAGCUUCCAGGGUAGGGAUUCACUUCCUAAUAAGGAAAACUCAGCAGGGGAGGUCACAAUUUUCCAGGGGAUUCUAAACUCUACCCCCAACUUGGAAGAGGUCGCCAUAACGGCCAACUUCUAUCCAGAUUUCGCACCCUGUACAAAGUUAAAGAUCUUGAAGUACAAGAGCAUCUGCGGGCAAACAAGUGGAAAAUCUGCAGACAAGUUCCCACUUUCCGAAAUGCUGGCCAAAUGUCCGAAUUCAUUAGAAAAGUUUACCCUGGGCGUUUGGGAGGAACCUGUAGGACAAUGUGUUCCUGUGGCGAAUUCAGAGAUUUUGUCCUUUGGCCUCCUCAACCUUUCCCACCUUGUGAUCAAAGCUGCCGAAUUGUACGAAAUUGAGGACAUCUCACGCCUCCCAAAACUGACCCAUUUAACUCUAAAGACAGUCACCUACGGGGUCAGCAUGUCGAAAAUGUUUCAAAAUUAUCACUCCCGCCACAAAGGGAUAACCCGGCUCGAAUUGGAAUUCAUGCCCUCUGAGGACGAGCAGGAUACCCAAGCUGCAGAAAAAAUAGUGAAACUGUUCCCAGGCGUGACCCAGUUUAAGAUAAAUUUAGAUGGUGCGCAGAACUUAGCGAAAACGAUGCGACCCUUCAGAGCCUGGAGGCUGGCAAGUGGAGAGGUUAAUAUUGAAGAGGUGAAGUCUGCCGAUGUCGUGGCCGCCGUGUUGGAAGGACUGGCGGAGUGGCGAGGUUUGCGAAAUACGAAACUUGUCUUUCGAGAGACUUAUCAAGGUUUCAUCCUCCAGAUGUCUGACCGUGUGAGGGAUGCACUCGUUUUGUGCAGUUCGAUUAGUAAUAUUCAUCUCGGGAUUCCGAUGGACAAGGAGACCCGAACCGAUUUGAAUGCGUUCAUCGCAAAGUACAAUUUGCCAAUUUCCUUCUAAAUUAGCUCCUGUCAUGCGUAUGUAAAGGGUGUUUUUUUUUUAAAUUCGUCCCGCAUUUUACUACAUUUUUGAAAACUUUUAACUCAAAAUCGACAAAAACUUGGGUUCUUCUGGUGGAUCUUGUGAUGCUCAAGAUUAGAACCUACAGUGUCGGACAAAAUUGAACGUCCACUUUUUUAUGCCGAACUAAAAUUGAUAUAGCGACUGAACUAUUCUACCAAUCUCACCGUUCUUGACAUCAAAUUGUACACCCAUUAAUACUCUUUCGAAAUCAGUAAUCAGAUAUUAUAUUUCCAUUUGGGGAGAUGUGAGAAAAAAAUCUUGAAAAUUAAAAGUGAAAAUUAACGCGUCAAAA
Molecule: messenger RNA, 2056 nt
Organism: Folsomia candida
Lineage: Eukaryota; Metazoa; Arthropoda; Collembola; Entomobryomorpha; Isotomidae
Exons: 7
Coding region: 241-1701 (486 amino acids)
Source: RefSeq, a predicted model, not a curated record